CAGCAUUGUCCAUAGGCAGAGAUGAGGGAACGAGAAGAGCUGAAGAAAGCUAUCGAGCAGAGCGACAGGCUGCUGUCUCGGGUCCGCCAGCUGGAGGAGGAGAAUGCCGGACUCAGCAAGGAAAAGAAUGACACUUUCCUUAAGAUGCGUGCUGAGCAGGAGGCACUACAGCAGGCCGAGCAGCGCUGUGCACAGCUGGUCCAGGCCGGGCAUGAGCUCGAGGUUCAGGUGGCUCAGCUUGAAUUGCGUGUGGAGCAGGAGGAGGACGUGAACGCUCAGCUCACCUCGCAGCGGCACACGCUUCAGACUGAGUGCUGCAGCCUGCGGCAAGACCUAGAGGAGCUGGAGAGUGCGCUCAGCGCUGUGGAGAAGGACAAACAGGCUUCAGACUCUACAGUGAGAAAGCUCUCAGAGGAGUUGUCUCAGCGUGAGAUACUGGUUCAGAAGUUCCAGAAAGAGACUGAGCAUUUAGCCGAGCUCAGCGAGAAAGCCAUCGAGGAUCUACAGUUUGAGGAGGAGAAGGUGAACCUCUUGACCAAAGAGAAAGCCAAGUUGCAGGUUCACGUCGAAGAGCUGGAGUACCAGCUGGAACAGGAAAGGAAGCAGCGCACUGAGGUGGAAAGGUGCAGGAGGAAGUUAGAAGGAGACAGUAAGAACACCAUGGAGAACCUCAGCGAACUGGGCAAGAUGAGGGCCAACCUAGAGGAGCUCAUCAAAAAGAGAGAUGUGGAGAUUAGUGACACCAGCAGCCGGCUGGAGGCCGAGGAGGCACUGAGUGCAGGGCUCCAGAAGAAGAAUAAGGAGUUGCAGGCCCGCGUUGAGGAACUCGAGGAAGAACUGGAGGCUGAGAGAGGCAUGAGAGUGAAGGUAGAGAAGCAGCGUGCUGACCUGACCCGAGAACUGGAAGAUCUGACAGACCGUCUAGAGGAGGCAGGAGGUGUCACAGCCUCCCAGAUGGAGAUGAAUAAGAAGCGUGAGUUGGAGCUGCAGCGACUGAGGCGUGAGCUGGAGGAGUCCUCGGCUCAGGCUGAAACAAUGGCGGCGGCUCUGAGGAAGAGGCACGGAGAUGCCCUGGCUGAGAUGAGUGAGCAGUGUGAGGGCCUGCAGAGGACUCGCGCCAAACUAGAGAAGGAGAAGCAGAACCUACUGCUGGAGGUGGAUGACCUGGCAGCUUCAUUAGACACCAUGCAAAAGGCCAAGGCGUCCACUGACACACAGCUGAAGAAACUGGAGGAAUUGCUGUGUGAAGCUAACUCGAGGAAUGAAGACCUACAGAAAGCACUCACUGAGGUCACUGGGGCCAAGAACAGACUGAUCGCUGAUAAUAAUGAGCUAAGCAGGCAGGUGGAGGAGACGGAGACAAAACUCAGCCAGACGAGCCGCUCCAAAGGUCUGAUGAUGGCACAGCAUGAGGAGCUCAAGAAACAGUGUGAUGAAGAGGUCAAGAGUAAAGCGGCACUGUGCAGCAGUUUGGCAGCAGCGCGACAGGACUGUGACUCGCUGAAGGAGCAGUUGGAGGAAGAACAGGAAAGCAAACUGGAGCUGCAGCGCCUCGUCUCCAAGCUCAACAGUGAUGUCACGCUCUGGAGGAGCCGUCACGAGGCCGACUCUAUCCAGCACAGCGAUGAACUAGAGGAAGCCAAGAAAAAGCUGCAGGUACGCCUGCAAGAGGCUGAGGAGGCUGUUGAGGCCACGCAGGCCAAAUGCUCCAGUCUGGAAAAAACCAAGCAGAGACUUCAGACAGAGGUGGAGGAGCUCUGUUUAGACCUGGAAAAGGCAAACAAUGCUGCGGCGGUGCUGGAUAAGAAGCAGCGAAUGCUGGACAAGCAGCUGGGAGACUGGAGGCAGAAGUGUGAAGAGCUGAUGGUUGAGGUUGAAAGCUGUCAGAAAGAGAGCAGACAGCAUGCCGCUGAGCUCUUUAAGCUCAAAACAGCCCAUGAGGAGUCUGUGGAGCAGAGCGAGGCUCUACGCAGGGAGAACAAGGCCUUCCAAGAAGAAAUUGCUGAUCUUGCUGACCAACUUUCGGAUGGAGGGAAGAGUGUUCAUGAGCUCCAGAAAAUGAAAAAGAAGAUCGAGAUGGAAAAAGAAGAAUUGCAGGCUUCACUGGAGGAGUCUGAGGCAGCAUUAGAGGCAGAGGAGACUAAAGUACUUCGGUUGCAGCUGGAACUUUCUCAAGUCAAAGCAGACACAGAGCGCAGACUGCAGGAGAAGGAAGAGGAGAUGGAGGCUGCCAGGAAACUCCAUCAGAGGGCGUUAGAGUCUCUCCAGGCCAGUUUAGAUGUUGAGGUGAAGGGACGGACAGAAGGAGCACGUCUGAAGAAGAAGAUGGAGAGCGAUAUAAAUGAGCUGGAGUUACAGGUGGACCUGCUGAACAAGAACAACACAGAGCUGAUGAAGACUGUUAAGAAGAUGCAACAGCAGAUCAAGGACCUGCAGGUUCAGCUGGAAGAAGAAACAAGGAUACAAGAGGAACUGAGAGAGGAGCAUUCACUGCUGGAGCGACGCUGCGCUCUGCUGGUCAGUGAAGGAGAGGAGAACCGCACUGCUCUGGAGGCAACCGAGAGAGCUCGCAAAACAUUGGAGACUGAACUCCAAGAGGCCACGGAGAAAUACAACGACAUCAACAACCAGUUACAGUCAGCCUGCAGUGGGAAGCGGAAACUGGAGGUGGAUCUUCAGCAGGUCACCCAGGAGCAUGAGGAGCUGCAGAAUGAACUGAGAGGAGCUAGUGAUAAGAUUAAGAAAGCUGUAUGUGAGACUGCCAGAGUUGCUGAGGAGCUGCGGGUGGAGCAGGAGCACAGUAUGCACAUGGAGCGUGUCAAGAAGGGCUUGGAGUCUCAGCUAAAAGAUAUGACGGUCAGACUGGAUGAGGCCGAGCAGCUUGCAAUGAAAGGAGGAAAAAAGAUUAUUCAGAAGCUGGAAGGCAGGGUGAAGGAGUUGGAGCUGGAUUUGGAAACAGAGCAGAAGAAGAACUCAGAGACGGUGAAGACACUGCGAAAGAAUGAACGCCGCCUCAAGGAGCUCCUGUUCCAGUCUGAGGAGGACCAGAAGAACCAGCAAAGAAUGCAGGAGUUGCUGGAACGCCUGCAGAUCAAAAUGAAAACCUAUAAGAGACAAGUGGAGGAGGCGGAAGAGCAAGCCAACAUGAACCUGGCCAAGUACAGAAAGACCGUACAUGAGCUGGACGAUGCAGAGGAGCGGGCCGACAUAGCCGAAUCUGCUCUCACUAAGAUCAGGACCAAGAAUAGGGGCAGCUUUGGGAAGGGCUACUCAUCAGGUUACAGCACUCCAUACGCAGGGGUGGUAAGAUCCCCGAGCUCUGUGGGGUCUGAAGGCAGAGGCGAGAAGAUCCUGACCGAUGAUGACGAAUCAGUCAGUUCUCUCAUCCCGACUUAUCUCAAUUCCCUGAAAAAACUCAUGAUCGACUAAGAAACCUUUUGACAUCUGCUCUAUAUUCUCAGUAUUAUCCUUUUUUACUUAUACAGUGUGGGCUGUAAAUAAUUGGUCAGGGACAAAUUGUUUUGGCUGUUUUGGCUGCAUGCACUUGCACACUGGAUCUGAAAUAAAUCACCAACAUGAUCAUAAUAAAGUGAACUCCGGGUCUAUUGCCUGAAUCAUAGGGGAAUCAUUUGGUCAGCUACUGUACUGUAUGUGCACUAUCAGUUCAUACUCAAUGUUUUGCUGUUUUUCUGAACAUGAAGACCAAAGAAACAGGAGAUCAUGAAUCUAUACUGUUAGAAUAACAUAAAUAAAAAAUAAAAAAAAUCAGACAAAGCCAAAGCAAGAAUAUUGCAUGACUGUUCAAUUAUUCCACUAUUUUACUAGGGGCGUUCAAGUCAAACUGGGACUUUUGGCUGUGCAGAAUGACAGAAUGCAGUUAUGAGAGUAAAACAAACUUUAUUUCUCUAUAAAAACUCCUCUGCUGCCCAUGCAAAGCAUUUCACUGGUGCUUGAUAGUUUCUCACAUCUGAUACACUGACCUGCCAGGAACUUUUAUUUUCAAAAUAUAUUGAAAUGGCUUAAAGCGAGGUCUGGGGAUGUGGCAAAAAAUACCCAGCCAAGUUCCUGUAAUGUGAAAGCAGUGCAGUGCAUUGUAUGGUUUGUCAUGCUUUGGUGAUCAAACCAGGCCAUUUAUUAUCUUAUAGGAAAGGUCCAUUAACACUAUUACACGAUUAAUGUGGCAGAAAAUUUUAUGGAGAGAUAAAGAAUAUGUUUAAUGUCAUAAUUGUCUUCUGUUAUUCUGCACAAUCAAAAGUCUCGGUUUGACUUGAACGUUACCAAAACUUUGUUUGAAAUGCCAGUAAUGUUUUUUUUAAAACUAACAUAAAUGUUAGGAAUGAUCAAAAGUAAAUAUUUGAUUAAUUACAUUAUUAUUAUUAUUAUUAUUAACUUUUUAAAAGUCAAGAUAAACUGAGCAAGUAUUGAAAGACAUAUCAUUUAUAAACAGGAAGGAGUGCUCUUUGGGAAGUUUACUUACAUUCCAGUCUUAUAAGUAUGCAAGUUUUCGAACAAUCUCUAAUGUCCCGAAAUAAAUUGUUUACCAAGUAAUUUUUUAAAAAGAAAUGUACCCAUGUAUUAUUAUUAUUAUUAUUAUUAUUAAUACUGUAUUUUUAAUCCUUUAUAAAAGUAAAGAAAAUACAAUAAAAAUAGAAAUGAAAAUGAAUUACUGCAUUGUUUUUAUGACCAGUUUGUACUGUAUUUUUGAAGAAUCAACUCGAAUACACUUUAUUUCACAUAUUAAAGGGGGAGAAAAUCAAUCAAGGGUAUUUUAUUCUUCAUUUACAAUCACCUACAUACAUAUUGUGGUAAACAUCUAAACAAAAAAAAAUAUACAUCAGCAAUCACAGAAAUCCUUUUUAGACUUUUAGAAACUGAGAAACGAAAAAGAGUUCUCUUUCAGACAAUAAACAUGAAACCU
This is a messenger RNA of Clarias gariepinus (North African catfish), 4918 nucleotides long. RefSeq names its product myosin-16. NCBI's taxonomy places the organism in Eukaryota, Metazoa, Chordata, Actinopteri, Siluriformes, Clariidae. The transcript is spliced from 23 exons. The coding region runs from base 22 to 3429 and encodes 1135 amino acids. The record is from RefSeq and is a predicted model, not a curated record. Gene Ontology annotation, cellular component: myosin complex.